AUGAACAGUAUAGCGCAGUACAGCGCACUGGACCAUGCCGCGCAGGCUAUCAGGUCAAAUGGAGUGCUCGCUGCCGGGGACGAGCUGGCAAUCUUCGUGGAGACGACCUCGGCGACCAGGCCCGCUGCAGUGAUAUUGGCAUUGGACGACGGCGUCAUGACGAGCUCGCAGUGGCGGUGCGGCGGCGUGACUCAACCCGUUUCCUCUUGGGAGUUUGCGGUGGAGCAGGAAACGGGUUGUUGCGAUUGGCGGGACGACGAGCUGUGGAGUCGAUUUGGUGCGCGGUGGAUCCAGCCCAAUAGCACUGCAGUGCUGCAGGCGUUCUGGUGCCGGUACACACUCCCCAUUAGCGGGAGCAAGUUGCCAGAUUCCAGCACUUCCAGCGAGUCUGCGACGGCUCCUGUCGUCAACAUGACCAGCUUUGUUGUGGACAGUAGCGUCCAGGCGACGAUCUCAUUCGAGGUCAGUGAGAAGGCGAUCGUAUCCUGCGGAAUGAUGAGAAACUCAUACAAGAUGCGGGCACCAACUUACGUUGAGUUGGAGAGCUGGGGCAUCGUCCAGGUUAUCGCUGACCCUUACGAGGCAGAAUGGGCGCUUAUUGGUAACGAGAAUACACGUCAGGACUACGAUGUUGCAUCGCUUGCAUGGCUUAAUGUUUCAUCCAUCGUGGACUGCCAGUCGCAGUGCUUCGAUCACAUGGAGUGCCAUGGGAUGACGUACUAUUCGAGUGGCAUGGCCUAUGGUGAGGACUUGUGUUUUUCUUCACAGGGGUGCAACUGUAAGUUGAUAGCAAGCUUCGAAGAGGCCACCCCGCUGUCGAACCUGUCCAGCUCUGCCGAAUUUACGCACAUGACCCUGGUGCGGACGGCGAAACGGCACCAGACCACCCUGCCCGGGGCCUAUACUCCGAGCACCAAUCGAUAUCUGGCCUACUGCGGUGCGAGAUCGAGCACGACGGGAGGCCAUUCGGCUUGGGAGGCCGUGCGCGCCGCCGAGCGGACCCUGGAGACCGGCACGUGCGUGGACUGCGCGCCCCCGCCCGAGAUCUCGCUCCUCGGCGGCUGGGCCGACGGCUCCCAGAUCGCGGUGGUGGUGCAGACGUCCGCGCCCGGCUACGCGUACUGCGCUGCCGUCGCCCUGUCGUCGGCCGACGAGGCGUGCGCCUGCCUGACUGCCGACGAGAUCAAGCUCGGCGGCCACGUCACGGUCACCGGCGGCGGCUUUGCGGUUUCCGUGCUGGUCACGGGGCUCGCGCCCGACGCGCUGUACGAGGUGUCCUGCGCGGUGACGGACCACACCGGAACGGACAGCACUGCCGAGAACAUACUCACAACGGUGCGGCGGUGGCGGACCGAGAGUCUCGAGGCGUACGUGCCCAUCGCGGUCGUCGGCUUCCAGUAUGCGCACGCAAACCUCGACGCGUUGGGAUACUUGUGGUGCGACUUAUACGCCGUCACUACUAUCCAUGAGGUCGUUCCUGGUGCAGCAGAGCUUCAGCAGUACGGGCGCUGGCAGCGAGUGUCCAGCACCCAACAAACCCUCAUUGGAAUAUUUGAAGGUCCCACGAACGGCUCAUACGACGUUUAUUGCACAGCAGUCGAGAACCCUGAUUUCAAUGUUCCACUUGGCCAGGGUGGCAGGAUGCAGACGCCAUUUCCAGUCGCAACAAUUUUGAACGUUGACGUCCAGUAUGACAACGUCACGCUCCAGGUGCUCAUUGAUCGCGGCCCAGCCAGCCUUUUCUGUGACUCCCGGCUGUGGGACACGCACGCCUCCGUGCAAGCGCCGACUCCGCCAACCGCCCAGGACCCUGAGAUGAGAGCCUCUCCCUUCCACGUUGACGUCCCGACCGCCGUUGGUGGAACGGUCAUCUUGCGGCUGGUGCCGCUGAACACGGGCUCGGUCUAUUCGAUCUACUGCUACACGGAGAUCGUCGGGUCUGAUUCCGAGCAGAUGUCGGACCAGGGUCGGCGGAUCUAUGGCACUCGCCGGACGAUCCGAACGAUGGGCCCUGCGGAGAACGUGGGCGGCUGGCAGUGCGUGUCCGGGCAGACCUGCAACAUCUCAGGCAUCGCGGCCGACGGCAUCAGCGUCUUCGACCGCGUGAUGGUGCGUGCGGACGGCUGCCCUGGCAGGUGCCGCUGCAGCGGCUUUGCGGACCCUUACCAGAAAGGCUCAGCGUGCUCCGCGAUCUCGCACGACCCGCAGAUUGGCGCCCCGUCCCAGACCGAGCUCGACGCCGUGAGCGUCGAGGACCCGAACGGGGAGUGGUGCUACGUCGACCAAGGUCUCUGCCCCGACGAGGUUCCGUCGCCGACCUUCGGCCAGUACCUCAUAUCGUACAGGGCCUGCUCCUUCGGCGACGCUGCCGGUCUGACCGGCCCCGAGCCCGACGGGUUCCCGAACGGUGGCCUCACGAUGCCCGCCUGGGGGACCGAGCGCUGGCGACAGCUACACCUUCGGCCCGACCGCCGUCAACGCCACGGGCGGGCAGUACGAGCUGUGCUGGUGCAACGGCACCGAGUCAUCUUGCGCGACGCAGGCAGACUAUCGCCUGAGCCUCGGGUCCGUCCACGUCGCCGGGCCCUCCAGCGAGCAGGCCUCGGAGGAGAACUCCUGCGUCGCGGGCCACCCGUGCACGGUGCCCCACAUCGCUGGCUACGGGCUCAGGAACGGCGGCCGCCUGGCGGUGGUCCCCGACACGGCGAUGGGCUGCGCCUGGGUCGGGGAGAGACUCCCGCGCACAGCGUGGGCGUGCCCGGCUUCCUGAACGACGGCGUGUCCGAGCCGUCCCUGCUGCAGGGCAGUUCGUUCUCGUGGGGCGGCGACCCGCUCGUGAUAGAGGGGGGCGAGUACCUCCUCUGCUGGUGCGGCCCGGCGGCCGGGACCGCGACGGGCACUGGGAUCGGGGCAGCAGUGCGCGUUGGGUUGUUGGUGGCGGGUAACGCGGGUUUAAUUCAGAGUCGGCGCCGGUUAUACCCGCUGGCGAAGAAGGCAAAGAGCGACGAGCCGUGCCCAGCGGUGCGCCCGGUCGGCGGCGCCGGCUUCCUGGCGCCAGGCGCCGCCCGCGCGCGGCGCCGGCCCGCUGGGCUGCGGCGGCUUCGGCCACGGCGCGUCGGCGGCGGCGCCGGCGGCUCCGUCGGGCCCCUCUGCGGCGGCGGCGGCAGCGCCGACACCUCUCGACCGACCUCGGCCACGCCGGCGCGAGCGCACCUCCGAGACCCACACCUCGAGUGGUGGCACAUUGCGGUGACGCUCCUCAAGCGCUACGAGAUGCUCAGGCGCACCGACAGGAUCAUAGAGGCCGCCAGCUGCAACGGCAAGAUAGUCGAGAUCAUGCAGAAGGCCGAGGAGAUGCAGAUCCACGAGGUGUUCAACAAGGACGACGGCGAGGAGUUCAGAAACUGGAAGGCCAUGAUGAGGACGCUGCAGGACAUCCCCGUCGAGGAUGUGAUCCCCGUCAUCGAGACCAGCGAGAGGUACCAAGGGAGGGCCGUCGGGCAGGCACUCACCAAGUCGAGGAAGGCCUACCAGAGCUGGGCAAUCAAGAUGUGGAAUGAAGCUCCGCGGCACCUCCACAACAUGGUCAAGGAUCCGAGACCUGAGACAGUUGAGAAGAUCCAGCAAGGGAGAUCCGUGGCGGACCCUGACCAGAUCAUGAGCAACCGAGCUGACGAAUGGGAAAAGCACUGGGCCGACCCCAGCGUGACCCCCGACCAGAUCCUCGACGGCAUCCACAUGGUCAUGGGCCGCGCCUGGCAGCAACCCUUGGCUCCGCUCCAGCUGCAGCAGCUGGACCGCCUGCUCCCCGCCAUCACAGCCACCAAGGCCAAAGGGAUCGACAACAUCGGGCCGCUGGAGGUCCAGCCGUGGCGCUCCAUCCUGGCUGGCUCUCCAGAGGGUGUACGGCUGGCCAAGGCCUUCAUGGGGCCCAUCCUCCACCGUGCGCAGCUCACGAAGCAGGCGGACAUAGGCCUCUGGACGUUCGUAGACGACACGGUCCUGCGCUCCCAAGGCACCGAGGCCAACGUGGAGAAGCAGCUGAUCGACAACGGCGCCAUGCUGGGCGAGUGCCUCAAAGAGGCGGGCCUCACGGUCUCCCCGAAGACCACGGUGAUAGCAAGCUCUCCGAAGCUGGCCAUCGCCAUUGCAAAAGGCCUCCAGCAACGCGGCGUACCCGCCAAGGCUGAGGGCAACUUCACUGACCUGGGCGUGGACUGCAACCAGCUGGCGGCCUGGCUGGACCAGUGGUUCGCCCACCCCGAGCUGCACGCCAGGAUCGCCAAGGCCUGGCAACCGUCGCUCAGGAGGCUCCGUCUGGCGGGUGAGAGCCGCUGGAGGAGAGUGCGUGGGCCAAUAUCGGCCACAGUGGCGACCCUCCUUGAUGCAGGAUGGGACCCUGUCGACCACGACUUCUGGGUCACGGACGAGGACGUGGGCUGGCGGUUCCCCAGCCCCGACCAGCCGAGCUUCGCGGAGGCGGCGGCGGACUACGUGGAGCUGCUCCUGGACUUCGAGCGGCCCUAG
Molecule: messenger RNA, 4527 nt
Organism: Prorocentrum cordatum
Lineage: Eukaryota; Dinophyceae; Prorocentrales; Prorocentraceae
Source: the annotation of a GenBank genome assembly